Soboliphyme baturini is the source of this 495-nucleotide messenger RNA. The record is from the annotation of a GenBank genome assembly. NCBI's taxonomy places the organism in Eukaryota, Metazoa, Nematoda, Enoplea, Dioctophymatida, Soboliphymatidae.
AUGAAGGGGAGUGUUUUCGGUGGUGACCUUCCACUCGAAGCUCAUGUUCUGCGUAAGCAGUGGCUGAUGAUUCCUGCCGUCGACAAGCCGAUUUUACAUGCGAUCAGCCUGCAGAAGCGGAAUCGUCAUCAUGUUCGUUCGUUCCUUCCUUCAGCUGUUAGUUGUAUUGAAGUUGCACCGGACGGCAGCGUCUGCUGCGCAGGCGUGGGAGAAUAUAUCUACACCUGGUCUAUUUGCAAUGGCAAAUUGCGAUCGAUAGUUGACGGGCAUUACCAGACGGUAUCAAAAAUAAAGUUUACGUCAGAUGGAAGUUAUUUGGUCAGUGCUGCAAAAGACGGCAUCGUGAUUGUGUGGAAUGUUGGAGAGUAUGUCAGCAGACUAAAACAAAGCCAAUUUGUCGUUGGAACUGUCACAGUCUUCCAGUCACAGAUCUGCAAGUUGGCCAAGGAGGAAUUGCAGCCAGGGUUUUCUCCUGCUCGUUGGAUCAAUCUUUAA